Bombyx mori (domestic silkworm) is the source of this 6085-nucleotide messenger RNA. RefSeq names its product zinc finger protein ztf-16. The coding region runs from base 322 to 1743 and encodes 473 amino acids. Gene Ontology annotation, cellular component: nucleus. The record is from RefSeq and is a predicted model, not a curated record. Lineage: Eukaryota; Metazoa; Arthropoda; Insecta; Lepidoptera; Bombycidae. Gene Ontology annotation, molecular function: DNA-binding transcription factor activity, RNA polymerase II-specific. Gene Ontology annotation, biological process: regulation of transcription by RNA polymerase II. The transcript has 7 exons.
GAAGAAAAACAUAGCAGGUGUGUGGAUUUUAUCAAAAUGGUUUUGGUUAUUAAAUUUUAGUUUUAAUUCAAAAUAAUCAUUAAACAUAGCUUUCAUAAAAGCUUUUAGUCAUCGUUUAAUAAUACAAUAGAGAUUUCAUUGCAUUCCACUAAUUCGUGGAUUUACAGUUAUUCGCGUAACACGUAUUUUGUGCAUCGAACAGUGAAUUAGGCCACAUAGCGAUCUCUCCCUAAAAUACCGCUGUUCUGGUUGUCGACGUAUCAAGAUAAUUAUAGUAAGGCGGGAGAGUGAUGUUCUGGGAGGUCGCGGAUUGGUAUUGUGAUGUCAUCUAAAGGGGAAACAGAGGCCGAUUCAGGCACGGUGUCGCCAAAUUUGAACACGGAGAAAAAUGAACCUGUUGCUACUGUCAGUAAAGAAACAUCAAAAAGAGGUACUACUUUAAAAUGUACCACUUGCAACAAUUUUUCCACUUCGAGCGUUCGAACUUUAUCCACACAUAUGGGCCAAUGUUUCCCUGAUAAUAACAAUGUGGCCGCUGCACAGAAUACAGACACGCGUCCACAUAGAAAAAUAUUCGAAUGCGAUGUGUGCAAUAUGAAGUUUUCAAAUGGAGCUAACAUGCGUCGACAUAAAAUGCGGCAUACAGGGGUCAAACCGUACGAAUGUCGCGUUUGUCAGAAAAGAUUCUUCAGAAAAGAUCAUUUGGCCGAACAUUUUACAACCCACACUAAAAGCUUGCCGUAUCAUUGCCCAAUAUGCAAUAGAGGAUUCCAGCGUCAAAUUGCCAUGCGUGCUCAUUUCCAAAACGAACAUGUCGGACAGCACGACCUCGUCAAAACUUGCCCUUUGUGUAGUUACCGCGCCCCGACCAUGAAGAGUCUUCGAGUACAUUUCUUAAACAGACACGGCAUAGAUCUCGAUAACCCCGGGCCCGGCAACAACUCGGUGUCGGUGCUGGCGGCGGGCAUCGCGAACGCGGCGUACGGCGAGGGCUCCAUGGACCCGAGCACCAUGUCGGCGCUGGGCGCGCUGGGCUCCGGGCUGUCCGUGUCGGUGGCGGCCGCGUACUCCGACAGCGGCGACAGCAACGGCGCGCGCUCGCUCGACAACGCCACGCCGCCUAUGCACUAUCUCACCCCGCACGUCGAAAUAUCGAUGGCCGACAACAACGAAACUUUCUCACCUGCUCAAAACCAUUCCGAUUCUCGUGUUAACGGCGAGGGUCCCAGCUCUCCGCAAUCAGGCGACAGCGCUAUCGCCAGUAGCUCCCUCACCGCCGGCCUGCCUGCUAACAUCACUCCCUCCAUCACUCUCAUACCCAUCAAGCAGGAGCCAAACACGCAGGAGGAAGGUUCGGGCGACGGCGGCGGCGAGACCAACGGCGACAAGCGCGGCGUGUCGUCUAGUCUCUCGUCAAUCAUUAAAGUAUCGCCCCUUAAAAGCUUACUCAGGGAAGAUCUACGUCGCCGUAUAACAGCCCGCGGCCGCGGGAACCGCUCUAACGGUUCCCGCGCGUCUCCUUCCGAGGGCGGCGUGAUCACGUCGACAUACGGCGACGCGGCGAUGUUGCCGUCGUCGCUGGUGUGCACGUUCUGCUCCAUAACGUUCCCGGACUCGACGCUGUACUUCCUGCACAAGGGCUGCCACUGCGACUCCAACCCGUGGAAGUGUAACAUCUGCGGCGAGCAGUGCUGCAACGUAUACGAGUUCAACUCUCACCUGUUAAGUAAGAGCCACCAAUGACUGUUUGCUGGGGGGCCGUUCGAUCACUGACUACUAGUUGAUGAUGCACUAUUCCUAUGCGAUCUGACGCAUAGACCCGUUAGCACUUCGAAGAUACUUCACCGUUACUAGAUACUAGAAUGUUUUCUGUCUUUUCUUGUUAACGUUUUCUAAUUCUUGUUAAGCACUGUUGAGUUGAAGUGCUUCGAAUAUGCUAUACGCUAAACGUCCCCCCGAAGCUGUCUUAUAUAAAAGUGCAAAUUAUGUCGAGGUAUAUAGUAUAUAUAUAUAUAUACGAGGUAUUUUAGGGGUUAUGAUAGAUAAAUGCGCGAGGAUAUUUAUAUCGAUAUUUUAGUACUUAAAUGGGUAAACGUUCAUGGUAAUUGUGUUAACUCUUAAUACAUUAUCAUGUUAAAAAUAUGACUUAUGUUAAGACUCGAGAAAAGUAUACAUUCCAAAUUGUAACCCGUACAUUCCAUAAAAUAAUGAGAUUGACAUUUGAAUCGUUAAAAUCUUUGGCGGGGAAUGAAGUGGCUACCUACUUAAAAGUUAUCAUAAAGAAGAUAUAUUUUUAUUUAUUGUUUAUCUUGCAGUACUCAGCUGCACUUAACCGUAAUCUAAAAUCAAAUUAAGAGUAUUUUGGUGCGAUAGUGAAUUAUACAAAUGUUUAUUAUAACUUAAAUGGAGAAGAGUGUACAAAUUAAUAUAUUUUUACAUUUCGCUGUUGACAAUUUUAUGGGAGGCAAAGCCUGCAUAUCCGUGAUUAUUUAAUUAUUGUGAUCAUGUACAGACGGGAAUUAUAAAUUCUAUAUUCCAUUUUAUUUCUUGUUAAAAAAUGCAUUUGAUGCAAGUCCACGACUAAUACUUAAUGUACAAGUUUAUUUUUUGUUAUUUUUAUUUAUUUAAUCUUCUAAAUUGCGAGCUAGUUUUAAAUUUUCUUUAUGUACUUAAAAACUAUUUUAUGGUGCAAAUAAUGAUUAUAUGAAGAUCAUAUGCUAGAAAAAAGAAUUGGAAUUAUACCACGAACUUGCUCAAUAUCGCUCAAGUAUAGAGCAUUUUGAGUUUUCUUUUCGCACAAAAAGCAUAAUACACAGGUAAUAUAUAAUAAUAUGAUUCUUGUGCCGCAAUUAAUGCUCCCUCGGCAAAUCGAGUGCUAUUAUUAGGUGCCUUCUCAUUUCAAUGUUACCAUGUCACGUUGUACUGUUGAAAAUUUUAUUUUAAAAUUAAUUUAUAUUACUUUUUUUGUGUUCAAUUAAAUUUGAUGAAGCUAUGAACUAUGGUUCAUCAAUCAAACUAUGAAUAUGCUCUUGGUUUUUCACCCUAAAUUAUUAUCUAAUUUCUAAUUUAACUUUUUAUUUAAAUUUAUUAUUCUCUUCAAACCAACCUAUGAUGGAGAUUUUAAUGUGUAAAACGAAGCCUUUAAAAAGGAAUUAAAUAUGAGAAUGUGCUCAACAUAUAAGUGAAUUAGUCGAAUACUAUUACGAAACUACUUAAAUAUAACCAUAUCAUUACGAAAAAUACAAACAAAGAAACAAAUUAUUCAGGCCCAUUACAUCAAUUAAAAAUGUUCAAUUAUAUAUAUUAUAUAAUUAAUAAGUAUAGAUUAAUUGAUAGAUUUAUAGGGUACCCAUUUUAUUUUAUUAUAAUGCAUUCCAUGUUUUAACUAAUUGGUAAUUCCGUUCCACUACUGUUCUUUUUACCUGAAUGAGACAUUCCUUUAGCUAUUAAGUACUUAAUAUUCGGUUGUGGUCUUGCCUGAUAAGUUAUCGAAAAUGUCCUUAGAUGAAACUGAAAUUAUGUUUACCAACGAAAGUUUGAGUUUUGUUUUGUUAGUUACAAUGGUACUAGGUAUAAGGCGCGGCAACGCUACGUGGACCGAGUGAGUUACCUGAACAUAGCAACACUUGUUUAUAUUUUAAUUUAUACAUCACUAGAUUUUAAUCGCCAAAAAUAAAAUAAUACAUUAGCGGUCGCAUGUUGUAAAUGUGUCAAUUUUUUUUUUUGUACUGAUUCUGAUAGCCUUAAUAGGCUAUUUCAGCUUCUCCUUCACGUGUAGAUGAGCUCUCGGGGCUCAAACCCGGAGUGUUGCUAACACUAGCCUAGCAAGAUCAGUGCUUCACUGAAUCUACCACCGGAUCGGAAACGUGACCCACUGAGAAGAUCAGACGAGAAACCAAGUGGGCUGUGUCUAUGGGUCAAAUCUGUGAUCACCUCGCGAACUAUUAAUAUGAUACCGUGAUAAAAUUGUGAACACGAUAGUGGGCCACAUGAUUUGUUUACAACCUAUAUAUAACCAAUAAUUAGUAGUAUUUUUUAUUUAUUUUUGUUUCGAUUAUAAAGAAAGCAUUUAGUAUUGGUUGUAGAUAGAGAACAGUAUUUUUCUUUUGGUAAUUAAAAAAAUAGUGGUGUAUGUAUAGAUUCUUAUUUUAUGACUGUUUCAUUGUUGUUUAAUUUAAAAAAACUGGGAUGUUAUUGUUGGUCCCUGCCCGUUGCGCCGCGUUUUAAAUGUAAGACUAGGUGUACAUGAGCUAUUAUUAAUCGGUAACCCCACUGGGCGCCUUGACUUAAUCCGUCCAUAUCUAAUGAUAGAUAUUGCCUUAAAAUAUUUAUAGAGUAAUAUAUUUUAUAGAUUUUAGAGAUUAAUAUUAAGAGAAUAUCUAAUUAUAAAGUGUUUUCAGAAUUGCAGAGGUUUAAAUAACGUAGUUAUAUUUAUUUAUCUUUAUUGUGAUCUGUGCUAUCGAUAAAUCAACUUUGACAAGACACAAAACUAUAAAGUUAGAAUAUAUUAUUAAUUUUAUUAGCUUUGCUAUUAUUUUCUAUAGUCAAAUAUUUUAUUCUAACAAUUUAUUAACGGCAUAUAAAAAGUUAAAUCUCUAAAAACAGUUUUGUGAUUAUUCUUGUGUAGAGCAAUUGAUUUAUUGAUAGAACCAUGAGCACUUUGUUGAUUGUUGCAGUUUAAAUAAUUUUCAUGAAUAAAACGAAUUAUUUUUUUAUUUAUAAAUUAAUGAAAAAAUCAUUGUUUUCGGAAAGUAUUUUAAAUUCCACAAAUCCGAACAAUUUCAUUAUUAUUAUAGUUCUUGAAAUAAUCCUCUUUCUGAAAUGAAUCCUAUUCAGAAAUAUUCAGUAAGAAACUGUGUGGUAAAAACCUACUUCAAACACCGUCCGUAAAAUUCAUUUUAAUAAAAAAAAAAUACUUUUAGCUUAGAACCCUCACUUUAAUACCAAAACACAGUUUACCAACAUGUAAUUAUGGCUUAAGUUGUUAUAUUAUUAUAUGUUUUAUGAUGUUUAAGAUAGACGAAUUAAUAAAAUUUAAAAGCAAUGUAACCUUAGGAAGACAGGAAAUGAUAUUUUGCUGUUACAUUUAUUUCAUCAGUUUAAGUGAUUAACUUAUAUUAAUAUUUAAAAGUUGUCGUAAAUAACGUGUUUGACUCAUGAGUGAUAGUUACUAUAUCAAAUUUAGCAAUUUGUGCCUUAGAUCAAUAGAUUUGAAAGAUUCUUUAGAUGUGUGUGUUUUCACAAUAUAUCUAAUAUACACUAAAUUAUUUUUGUCAUAUUGUUUAUUUACAAAUGAAAUUAAAAAGUACGUAAGGGAACAAUUACUGAAACUAUAAGUGUCAUAUUGUACUACCUCAACACAAACGAAUAAUAUUGUCCAUUUGCUAAACUAAACAUAUAAAUACUUAUCGUAUUGGCACCGCAGUGUAAAGCGAAGUCGGUGGACGCUCCGCGUCAAAAAAGGUCGAUAACUUUUUUUUCUCCUACCUAUGCUGAUAGCCUUGAGAGGCUAUAUCAGCUUAGCCCUAACGUGUAGGUGAGCUCACAGGGCUGUUGCUAACACUGGCCCUAGUAAGAACAGUGCUUCUCAGAAUCUACCACCGGAUCGGAAACGCGAUCCACUGAGAAGGUCCGGCGAGAAACUCGGUGAGUUGUGUUUAUGGGUUAAUUCGCUCGUCGAGCCCUUCGCCGCAAGCGACGGGUUCGACGAGGACGGUGAUCGGGACCGAUAACUUCGUGCAUCUUAUUUUGUAUGCUGUUACAUUGCGUACAGUGCAAUGAAAGGAAAAUUUAUCGCGCGAAGUUAUUAUGGCGUGCCAGCGCCACCUGUCUUCGUUUUCAGGAAUGGUUCCCUUACACCCAAUAACAAUGUUUUAAUGUAUACAAAACGAAAAUAUAUGGCUGUUUGCUUGUUUUAUGAUAAAGUUUAUUUGCAGUUGAAUUAAGAUUGUUGAAGUCGUUACGAUGAUGUGCGAUUAGUUAAAUGAAUGGUACUUAUUACCAAGUAAGUAGUUCUAUUUAUUUUACUUUGUAAUAAUUUGGUAAAGGGUCUAAUGAAACAUUAAUAAACUAUGACAAAUACAAA